Molecule: messenger RNA, 2095 nt
Organism: Boeremia exigua
Lineage: Eukaryota; Fungi; Ascomycota; Dothideomycetes; Pleosporales; Didymellaceae
Product: glycylpeptide N-tetradecanoyltransferase-like protein
Exons: 3
Coding region: 325-1998 (557 amino acids)
Biological process (GO): N-terminal peptidyl-glycine N-myristoylation
Cellular component (GO): cytoplasm
Molecular function (GO): glycylpeptide N-tetradecanoyltransferase activity
Source: RefSeq, a predicted model, not a curated record
UUUGGAGAGAUUGGUUAUUUGAGGUAGUACGAUUAGUACGUGGUGAAUUUGACAUCAUAUGCAUUUGACCUCGAAAGUUCGCUUGUGUUAUUGACUACGUUCUGUCUGAGUAUUGAGGCUCUGCCAUUUCAGAUGAGAAGCUGCCGAAUCUCAGCUUGCAUUUGAAGCUCCUACUAGUCGGCCCCAGUGCCGUCGGCCUUUUGGUGUUGCUGUCCUGAUGACAGAAGGCGGAAGCGAGGCAUGCGGUAAGACCCCUCCUAGCCCCACCUUCCACAAUUACCUGUUCCUAGGCAGCUCCUAGAACUACACAACAACACCUUCGCCAUGCCUCAGGAAGCGUCCAAGAUCGCCGAACCCGACACCACCGCCGCUGCAGCUGAGGAGGUCAUCGCCGAAUCCAGCAAGCCAGAUGACGACCACGAAUUCGAGGACGAGAGUGGAGACGAAGCUACAGAAACGGUAGAAGGAGGAGAGGGAGCUACAGAGAAGAAGAAGAAAAGCAGGAAGCGCAAGAUCAAGGAUGCAAUCGCUGGAAAGGGAAAGGCAUCUGCGGCCACAGAUUUGAAUGCGCCGGCUGCUGGACAACUUGGCAAGGACCAGAUGAGCAUGCUGCUGGACGCCAACCCUGCGCUGAAGAACCAGCUCAUGUCCAAGGCGAAUAAUAAGGCUGAACUGGAGCAGAUGAUCAAGAAGCUCAACAUCAACGAGAUGCUGACUGGCCUGGCACCCCAGGGCGCUACAAAGGACAUGGCUGAUCACGCGUUCUGGAAGACACAGCCCGUACCGAGCUUCGACGAGAUGGCCUCAAAGGACCGCAUACCAGACGGACCCAUCAAGGAGAUCGAUAUCGAGAGGGUGGACAAGAACCCUAGCCCAAUGUACCCUGGCUUCGAGUGGGUCACUAUGGAUCUCGAGGACACAAAGCAGCUUGACGAGGUCUACGAUCUGCUCACGAAUCACUACGUUGAGGACAAGGACGCUACCUUCCGCUUCAAAUACUCUCCAUCUUUCCUGAACUGGGCUCUCAAGGCGCCUGGCUGGAAGAAGGAAUGGCACGUCGGUGUCCGCGCAACAGCUUCAGGCAAACUUGUUGCGUUCAUCUCGGGUAUCCCCAUUCAGCUGCGGAUACGCGACAAGGUGCUCAAGUCUUCGGAGGUCAACUUCCUCUGUGUUCACAAGAAGCUCCGCUCGAAACGACUUGCUCCCGUCCUGAUCAAGGAGAUCACUCGCCGUUGCUACGUCGAGGGCACCUUCCAGGCCGUAUACACUGUUGGCUCCCUUCUGCCUACCCCUGUCGCCACGUGUCGCUACUUCCACCGCGCACUCGAUUGGGAGAAGCUGUACGAUGUUGGCUUCUCGCCUCUUCCGCAUGGCAGCACGAAGUUGCGCCAGAUCAACCGAUACAAACUACCAGAUACCACAUCCACACCAGGUCUGCGGAAAAUGGAAUCGAAGGAUAUACCUGCCGCGCUUGACCUGCUGAAGCGUUACCUUGCGCGCAUGGAUAUGGCCCAGGUCUUUGACCAGACCGAGUUUGAGCACUGGAUCUGCCCGAGCGAAGAGCCGAAGGAGCAGGUUGUAUGGAGCUACGUGGUUGAAGACCCCAAAACGCACAAGAUCACAGAUUAUUUCUCCUUCUACAACUUGGAGAGUACAGUCAUCGGAAACAAGAAGCACAACACCAUCAAGGCUGCGUACCUCUUCUACUACGCAACCGAGGUUGCGUUCGAGAAGGACGACGGAAAGUUGAAGACAACGCUCAACUCGCUGAUGAGGGACGCCUUGAUCAUUGCGAAGAAGGCCGACUUUGACGUUUUCAACGCCCUCACUCUUCUCGACAACCCGCUCUUCCUCGAGGAACAGCGCUUCGGAGCUGGCGAUGGCUCACUUCACUACUACCUGUACAACUACCGUGCAUCACCUAUCACGGGCGGCAUUGAUAGCAGGAACCAAGCAAGUGUCAAACACAUGGGUGGUGUUGGCUUGACUAUGUUGUAGGGCGCCAAAGUCAAGAUAAAAGAUGGUGAGAUCAGCAUAGAGAUUAAAACCCGAAGCGAGUAAAGAUCGCUGGUGAGUUCGUACCGAUUUGUAGCGC